AUGACAACCCCGAUCCCCGAGGUGACCAUGUCGCGACCUUCGUCCGGCAUCGUUCCUCCCGCCCGCGGUAUAAGGUCAAGGACACAGAGCAUGUCCAGCGACAGACCUUCUACAAUCGCCCUCAGCCUGAUGUCGCCCCCUUUAUCCGUGUCACCAGAGGCGGCCUUCAUUGCCGCCUCCGCUGCCUCUCAGAUUGUCACCAACGACCAUGACAGCCAUGCUGAGACCUGGUACGAUCAGCAUGGCAUUGAGCCUGCCGGCGAAACUGCCUUGGUGUCGCAAGAGGCUCUCCUCCUUGUGAACAACUUCCUCGACCAGCUUCUUUUCAACUUCCUCUCUGUUGCCCGAGCCACGACACUUUCCGCCCUGCGACCAGCUGUCGCCGAGGUCCUCAAGCCCAAGCUCGCCAAGGACGCCGUAAACAACGCCGACGAGGAAUUGCGAGAGUAUCUCGGUGAGGGCGACGAAGAUGAUUACGUUCAACCUCAAGGUGGCGACCCGUCCCGCGACUGGGACCUCGAGCUGGUUUGGAAGCGCACUCGAUUGCGAUGUAUGGUCUACUCGUCCCUGGGAGACAUGGAGGAGGAAGACGAAGACUUGCACAUGGAGCAAGAGAACUUGGAGAUUGGCGCCGACGAGCAGAUUUCAGCCGUCAUCUCGCCUGCGGUCGCCAUCUUUUUGACGUCUGUUCUGGAAUACAUGGGCGAGCUCACCCUCACUGUGGCCGGACAGGCUGCAUACCACAGGUUGCGAACCAGGUUCCAGAAGGAAAUCAACGAAGGGGCCAAGAAUCCCACAGAUAUUGCUGAUCGAAUCGUCGUCGAAGACCAGGACAUGGAGAGAGUUGCUCUCGACAGAACUCUGGGACGACUAUGGAGAGGCUGGAAGAAGAGAAUUCGCUCCCCAACCUUCGACAUGAGUGGCCGACCCUUUUCAAGGUCGUCCAUUGGUCAUCUGAGGCAUGACAGCAACCUUACCGAGCUGGGCCGAAUUGCCACUCAUAGCGAUGAAGAAAACGAUGCCAACAAGGACGAAAAGAAAACCGAUCUCGCUGGGCUUGGGCCCGCAGAGAUUGCCCUGCCCAUGGGCGAUAAUGAUGUGUAUGAGAUCGAAGUACCUGGUCUCGCAGCUUACAGCGAUGACGAGGAUGAAGAGGACGAAGAGGAAGAUGAAACUACUAGCGGGCGCCGGCCAAAGAGCUUGUUGAUUAUCCCUUUCGGAGGUCCUGCUGGACUCCCAACUCCCAUUUUGUCUCAGCCAAACACGCCCGACUUCGCGGGGCGUAAGAGAUCCAACUCUCUUCCUACCCCCGGGGCCUCGCCAUAUCGUCCAGUCGUAAAGCGAUCCAAGGAGACAGCACCAGCGGAGACUAGCGCAGUCAUUGAAGAACAAACCACGAAGGAAGCUGCCAAGGACGACCAGGCGGUGGAAGAGACCAAGGUUGCUCAGGAAAUCAAGCCAGUAGAUGAGCCAUCAUCUAAAGCUUCAACGUCUAAGCGGCUGUCGAAAAUCGUUACAGACCCAUCAGCCGCUGCAGCCUUCCGCAACCGAUCCCGGCGAGUAUCUGGCGAAGGAGAAGAGGGAAAGGUAGCCUACGAGAAGGCUGAAAUUCUUACCACGUCCAGGAUAUCAGUUUCCGGUAGCGCAUCGCCUGCUCUCUCUGACUCCGGAGGCCCAUUCACGCUGAAGAGAUCCAACAGCGUUCAUUCGGCUCGAAUCAUUGAUGUUACAGGGCCUAAGAGUCCCAGCGGAUCUCGCUCGCCAUCCGUGGAUACGACUGAUCGGGCUCGCCCCGCCAGCAUCAACAUGUCUGCUCAAAGCAGCGUUUACUCUACUCCUGAAGAAUCGCUCGUACCGAAGACCCUUGGUGCAGUGCCUCGCUCGGCGGUCGCGCCCCCUAAGAGUCGGUCCCCUGUUGAUAGAAUGAGGGGAUCCAUGCCCAGCGCUGCCACCAUAUCCGAGUCCGAAGAGGAGGCGGAGCACGAUGUUCCUAAGGACCAGAACACAAAGAACACCUUCCAAUCUUCUCCACUAACCCAUUCCGUGCCGGAAAGCCUUCCCGUACAGCGCAGGAGGCCGCAGCCCCUUAUUGGGCUCCCCCCUCAGCCUCAGCCGUCAUCCCACCGGAAAACGUCCUCUGGAACUAAGGUGACGAUUCUGCGGGCGCCAAGCGCGCCGUCCCCUCUGCCUGAAGAUAGGCAGGCCGAGAUCUCACGAAAGACUGGUGGCCAGGGUAACUGGCAAGGAUCGCGUGAUAAGGUCCCAACAUCCCCGACUCACAGCAUCGGAAUGGUCUCUAUUGAACGGUCGAAGACGAGGGACGACGAAGAUGACGCUGGUGUGGGCUCGUCUGCUCCUCGUCCUAUUCACACCUCUGGCUCUUCUGCUUCAUCAGGCACGUCCCGCUUGAAGGCUGUUCGCACUUCCGAAGAGAACGCCUCGCGCUCUGAGAAUGUUGCACGCAACUUUGAGGAGCUGAUCCAGAGCAACCAGACUAUUACUUACACGCUGACACCCGAGAACAUGCGUGAUAUUGACCAUAAGCGAUCUCUGGAUCAGACUCCUGUUGUUACGAAGGCAUCUUGGAAGACCGAUGACGCUCGAAGUCACAACCGAUCUCGAUCUUCAUCGGCCGCUACCGAACUCAAGGUGCACCACCGGGCAACUGGUCUGAGCGAUGACAAGUCUAAGACCGGCCUACACUCUCCUACCAUGGCCUCUGCGAAGGCUGCACGCGGCUCCGGAGCUGCUCGAGAGGCGCGGGUUCCUAGCGAAUCUACUGCAGAUUUUGCGGAGUUCAUCAAGUCAACAGGCCCCCCGGGACAAGGACAGACUCGACCUGCCCCCCUACGGAGCAAUCCACCUGGCGCAACAUCAUCAUCUGCCAACCCUGCCCUUGAAGCUCGCCGCGUCUCUUCCACCAGCAACCGUAAUCGUUACAUGCCCCGGGAAGCCUUGCCAGAGGGCAGCAGAACGGGCAACUCGGAUUUGAUUGAUUUCAUCCGACAAGGUCCUCCCGGUGCUUCCAACAACCGUAUCCCGCGUACUGUUGCCCCCUUCCGAGACACUCUCGACUCGGAUGAAAUGUCAGGUGCCGUUGGCGGAAAAGCUGUGGAUGCCACUAUCCCAGACAUCCGAUAUAGUCAAGCUUCGACACAUGCAACCGACACGUCAAUGCCUUCAAUACACUCUUCAGUCAACUCCCAUACUGCUCUCUUGAAGAACAAGGGCGGGUCUGGUCCUGCUAGCAAAAUGUUCGACGACGAGGACAUGAUGCCCAAACGCAAGACCAGGCGUGUGAAGGAUCCUUACGCAAUCGACUUCAGUGAUGAAGAUGACGACGACGAUUUUAUCUCGACUCCCAAGCCCCCGGUUAAGAAGGAGGAGAGCCUAGCGGAGUUCUUGAAGAACUACGACCCGCCACCGGAGCCCGUCGCCCCCCCGAUCUCACACAAGAUGCCCAAGAAGAAGGCGAGCGCACCCAGCCUUAUCGGCAGGUUCACGCGCAGCAGCAGCAACGCCCACAGUAGCAACGCGCCGCACUCGCCCGUCGUGGACUCGCGAUCUCUGAGCAGCCGAAGCAGCGGCAAGGGUUAUAUCCCGAUCCAGGUUAACAUCCCCCCGGGCUACGACAAGUAUGGACCUAUUGACAAACCCGCUGCCCGGCCUUCGAUGCCUCCUUCGGGCGGGUCCAUGGGCCGUGUCCCGAUGAAGAGGUUCGAGCCCCGAGAAGCUGUGUCAAAUGUCAGCCGCACCUCUGACCUGGCGGCCUUCCUUCGUGACUCGGAGCCACCGCCAGAACCCGUUGCGCCACCUCCCCCCCGACAGGAGGAGGGGAGCAGCCUGUCCAAGAUGUUCAGCAGGCGAAAGAAGUCUUCAAUGGCUUAAAGAAUCCAUGUUUACGACCCGAUCUACCACCUGCAGAUGCUCAGCUGCCGCUUCGACGACGACUUAUUCCGCUUACGAACUCAUGUACCUAAUCCUUAGUUUUCCAACUGCAGAUACUUAGUCAUGGCCUGGGGUCUAGCCAGAGCUCCCGGACCAUGACCCAUUUCCCUUUCAUCUUAUUCUCAGGCAGUCGU
Messenger RNA from Ilyonectria robusta, 4082 nucleotides. RefSeq lists its product as uncharacterized. NCBI's taxonomy places the organism in Eukaryota, Fungi, Ascomycota, Sordariomycetes, Hypocreales, Nectriaceae. Gene Ontology annotation, molecular function: protein heterodimerization activity. The transcript has 2 exons. The record is from RefSeq and is a predicted model, not a curated record. The coding region runs from base 1 to 3888 and encodes 1295 amino acids.